Molecule: messenger RNA, 1269 nt
Organism: Pyricularia pennisetigena
Lineage: Eukaryota; Fungi; Ascomycota; Sordariomycetes; Magnaporthales; Pyriculariaceae
Exons: 4
Coding region: 1-1269 (422 amino acids)
Source: RefSeq, a predicted model, not a curated record
AUGCACGAGUGUUUGCCGGCUGAGAAUGGGUACCGGGGCACCGUCCCUCUGCCCCUCGGGAAGCCACCUCUCGGGCCAAAAGCGGAGCGGCUCGGGCCAGUACUUUUCGUUGCGGUGCAGGUCCCUGUAGCUGGCCGAGACGACGGUGUGGGGCGGCAAGUGGUAGCCCAUGAUGGUGACCCAGUCCUUGCCGGUGCGGCGGCCCAUCUCGGAGGCGAUGGGGUGCAGGCGCAAGUUCUCCUUGAUGCAGGCCUCGAGGUACCAGUACUGGGCGUCGUCGUUGCGGAUGGCCUUGCUGGCGACGACCUCGUCGGCGAUGGUGCGGGCGGGCAGCGACGCCAGCAGCUUGGCGCGCACGUCCGGGUUGCGCGCCAGCUCCAGGAACAGGCAGGCGAGGGUGCCCGACGUGGUUUCGGAGCCGGCCAGCAAGAUCUCGGCCAUCUGGUCCACGAUGUCGCGCGUGCUCAUGGCCGUGCCGCUGUCGGGCUUCCUGCCCUCCUCGAUCAGGUGCUGCAGCAGGUCGCGCCGGCGGCUGGGCUGGUGGUGGUCGCCGCGUCUGUCGCCGGCGGCGGGCUCGUCGCGGUACGCCUCCUCGGUGGCCUUUUCGCCGGCCGUGAGCGCGUUGGUGCGCCGGCGCUGCACCACGGCAUCGAUGGCCGUGAUCAUCUCGGCCGGCCAGUCAAAGUUGAUGUCGAGGCCGAACAUGCGCAGGAACUUUUUGACGUAGACCAUCUGGUAGCGCUUCGAGAGCCCGUCGAAGAUGGAGCGCGGGAUCGACUUCCACACUUUUUCGUCCACGCCCUCCUCGACCACCGUGGUCUUGGGCGCCACGUUGUGGAGGUCGUCCAUCAAAUCGACCUCGAUGCCGUUGAACUUGGCCGAGUCGGCAUCGGCGGCAAUCUGGUUCUCGUACUUGUUGAGCAGCUGACGCAUCGUCUUUUGGAAGUACUUUUCGAGGUUGUCAAUGUCGACCUUGACCAGAAUCUCCUUGAGCGCGUCCUUGUCGGCGACCCAGACCUGUCGAGGCCCCAGGCGGACGAUGGAGCCGUACUUCCUGUGGCUUCUCUCGACGAGCUUCCAGAUCUCGCCCGUGCUAAAGCCCCAACGGAGGUGCAUGGUCGUCAGGGGAGCGUACCACGGGCCCGGAAUGUGACUAAGUGGGGAACGGUAGGCCUUCAAGAUGCUGCGCAUCUGAAGGAUGGUGACGGCCAUUACGGCCAAGCCGAGGACUACGGGCAAGAGAGCCAUGUUGAGGUUCUGGCCAAGUGA